AACUAAGUAAUGAUAAGCUAGAAUUGACUCGUGAUGAGAUGCGAAUAAUAUUUACGUCUGACGUAGCAUCAGAGUAAUGAUUCUAUCGUCAGUUACGUAAUAGAAAGUAAUAGACAGGUCUAGGCAUUAUGAUACGGUACGUACUACAUACAUUACGGAAAUAUGAAUGAUCUGUUAUUGUCGGAUUUCAUCUCGGAUUUCAACCUACGCUCGCACCUGGUUGGGAACUAGUGUAAAUUCGCUUUGGAAUUACCCAAAGGCUGAUUUCAGUAGCCAUGGUUUCAAAAACUUGGAAAAUUUGUAUGAAAGCUCCUUCGAAAAGACCUAUGUGAACUUGUUGCCCCACAAAAAAUCAAAAAAUGCCCCCUAUUCUUCUCAAAUUGAGGUUUUUACAAAGAAAAACGAUCUUCUGAAAUCCCACAGACGAUUCAAAUAGUCAAAAUUCGUUAGUUUUUCACCCUCUACCGUAAGAACGACACUGCAUCGGGGUGCAGGGUAUCAAAAGGGGAUCGGAAACAUAGGUUUUUCAGAUCGGCUCCUACGCGGCUGUGCGCCAGAAAUUUAACGGGAGAACCUGAAGGACUGUGUCAGUAUGCUCAGGGCGCCUGACCAGGUCAGGUCUUUGUUAACCCGGGAAGUUGAGGGAGAUUCUCGUGGCGUAAUAUAUUGAUCCUUUUCGGAGGCUGCGACGUCACGACGGCUCCGUAUCAAAUCUGUCAGUCGUCGGUACCGCGGAUACGAUUGCUUGUUACUUCGUUUCGUGGCAUCUGUAUUGUACAUGUGUCCCUCAAUUAUUAUAUUACUAUGAUAUUGUCACGACAAUUAUUACAACGAAUAAAGUGUGGUUUUAUCAAAAAAACCUCUGUGCGCGUUUUGGCCAAUGAAAUAUAACGUGUAUUUUAUGAAUUAGUUAAUCGUACACGACUCCACUUACGAUAUUGUGGAGAACCAUGACUAGUAAUUGUUAUCGACGAUUAUAUAAAGUAAAUUUAAUCCUACGGUCUUACGACGUUACUGUACGAAUUUCUCUCUCUCAUUAUCAAUAUACGUAAUCGUGUUAUGCCUGGUUAUCUCGAUGACACACCUCAGUCUGCAUGGAAUUUUCGUGCAGGAAACUCGAAUAGUUUUUACCACUGCCCUACAGCGUGUUUGUUACGUAUGAAUGCGUGCAAGUUAUGAGUAAUUCACGUAUCUCUGUUCAUGUUAUAUCAGUAUGAGUCUAACUAACGUCCAUGUAUCACACACUCUGAAAAUCAGUUGUGCUUGAUCACGCCUCUGCGGUGUAAUGACAACGGUUUAAUCUUCCAACGACUGUCGAGUGAAGAGGUCGUUUCAUUUCAUACAACUGUGAUAUUUGUCCUAGCGAGCGUACUGAUACGCUGGAAACAGCUAAUACCAUGGCUGUUCAAAUACUGGACGUGGAUCACCUCGCCGUCAGCGCUAUUGUCACUGUGGGAAUGCAGCUUAUAUUUUUCAUAAUAGCUGCGAGUCUCCAGAUAGACAAAGUUACUGACUUCGCUGGAGGAACGAAUUUCAUUAUUUUAGCUCUCCUCACAUUUUUCCUUGGCCAAGACGGCAAGAACUACGACAGUAGGCAGUUGAUGGUGACUAUUUUUGUUUGCCUUUGGGGUGCGCGAUUGUCGGGCUACCUGCUCUAUAGAAUAUUAAAAAUAGGGAGGGACAAAAGAUUCGACGAUCGGCGAAGCAACGUUAUCCGUUUCGCGGUUUUUUGGACUUUCCAGGCCAUCUGGGUAUUCACGGUAAGUUUACCGGUAAUAUUUAUAAACUCACCUCGUCACAAAAUUCCGCCCGCGCCGAAGACAAUGACCACCCUCGAUAGCGCCGGAACAGGACUUUUCGUCAUCGGACUUCUCGCUGAAACAUAUGCGGAUCUCCAAAAGUUUUCCUUCAGAUCUGACCCCGUUAACGAUGGAAAAUGGUGUAACGAUGGAUUAUGGCGACUUUCAAGACACCCAAAUUACUUCGGUGAAAUCGUUGUAUGGUGGGGAAUCUUCAUUAUUUCAUUGAACGUCAUCGAAGGAAUAGAAUUCGUGGCUAUCGCUUCACCGUUAUUCACGACGUUCCUCAUUUUAUUCUUAUCCGGAAUACCCCUCUUGGAAAAAGCGUCCGACGAGAGAUAUAGAGACAAUCCGGACUAUCGGUACUACAAGCAGUCUACGUCACCCUUAAUCCCGAUUCCGCCAUCAAUAUACGUGGAAGUUCCAUGGUUCUUGAAAUUUAUCCUAUGCUGUGAGUUCCCACUUUACGAUUCCCUUGACCCUAAACCUCAGCCUGCUGCCACCGAAUCGACUUCGAUCAGUAACGCGGCUUCCACGUAGCUGUAGCCGUACGUCGGGGGUCCAGCCUCGGCACCCGGCGUACACGCUGCAACAGCCUCAAGUACAGCCAGCACAAGUACGGCCCUCUGAGUUACCGCUGAUACCCACGUCGCCGGUUUCUUCAGCUUCAUCUCUUACUAUUUCAUCCAGCGAAGAAACCUCCGAUUGGACAUUCAAGGCUACAACUUCGGAAAGUCGUCCUUUAAAUCAAAUCAUGCCACCUGUUUGUCGAAUCAGUAUCGAGGAUUCAAGUUCCGCCGCAAGGCUCACUGUAGGAAGAAUAGCUGACGCUGCUUAUGAGUCGUUAAAUUU
Molecule: messenger RNA, 2651 nt
Organism: Athalia rosae (coleseed sawfly)
Lineage: Eukaryota; Metazoa; Arthropoda; Insecta; Hymenoptera; Athaliidae
Exons: 6
Coding region: 1398-2339 (313 amino acids)
Biological process (GO): lipid metabolic process
Cellular component (GO): membrane
Molecular function (GO): oxidoreductase activity, acting on the CH-CH group of donors
Source: RefSeq, a predicted model, not a curated record